Paralichthys olivaceus (Japanese flounder) is the source of this 3627-nucleotide messenger RNA. The record is from RefSeq and is a predicted model, not a curated record. Lineage: Eukaryota; Metazoa; Chordata; Actinopteri; Pleuronectiformes; Paralichthyidae.
AUGAACAUAAGAAGCAGCCUUAUUCUCAGACAGUGCAGCGUACUCCACUGCCUCAGCUUCUAAAUGGGUGAAUCCGGCUCUCGUCGCUCCACGCUUGUUUCCCGCCUGCCAAUCUUCCGCCGCAGCAAUAGUAAGAGGCAGGAUUCUCUCCCCUCCUCUCCCUCUUCAGGCGGAGUGGGAAAUGGUGUCCACACGUCCUCGCCCUCCAGCACUAACUCCAGUUCUGGCAGCACAGGGAAACGCCGGAGCCUUUUCCGCACCCCAUCUCUUAGUUUCACAUCUAAACGGAACAGUGAACCCCGUGUACAGCCAAUCAACCUUAACCUCACACCUCCACUGACACAGAGCACUGACGCAAAUGGAAAUAACCAGCAGUCGAUAACAUCGUCAGUGUCGACAGGGUUCAGUGAUGGCGGCGGACGGCCCAAGUCACGCCACUCGUUUGGGUUCGGCAGCCACAAGCAGAAGAAAAUCACACGUUCUCAGACCGAGGAUUUUGACAAAGGUUCCUCAUCCUCCUCCACAGCCAAUCGAAAUGUGUUUAUAAACUGCAUCAGUGGCUCAGGGGCCAAUGAGGGCGACGACUCCGGGUACCUCGAUGACUACAGCGGUGGCAGCAAUAACAAACGCUCGUCACGCCAGAAGAAGCAGCUGCUGCCCAAAUCUUUCUCCGCUCACCACCGCUUCUCCCGCACCUCCAAUCACCACAGACCUCCGGAGGUGAAUCUGGAACCUCCAAGCUCCACCGCCACCACCACCAUCACUCCGGGGGCAGAGGGGCUCACGCCAGGGUCAUGGCCAGGCGAACUGCUUGGUGCCAGUGGCGAGAGCUCACUCCAGUCCCCUAUGAUAUCCGAGGACCGAACUACAGCCAUCACCCCUUCAGAGUUUGUCCCCAUCACGGAGGAUUCUGUAUCAGAGGUGGAUGCUCUGCCAGCGCCCAGCCCCGGGUCUGCUUUAGCCCCCGGACCUGUGUCUGUGCCUGGGCCAGCUACUGACACAGCUCCACCUGACCUGCCAGCUGUUCCAGAGAGCUUCAGCAUGGCUGUCUCCACCUCCCAGGUUUUUUUCACUCCGGCUCAGUCCAGCACUGAAAAACCUUUACUCCCCGACACCAGCACAGCCAACAACACAGACUAUGAGACUGCCAUUUCCCUCUCUGAGCCCGGGACAGCUGUCCUCUGCCUUCCUCUUCCAGAACAAUCACUGGAAGAGAGGAAGGAGAGGGAGGAGGAGAGAAAGGAAGCGAGGAAAGAGGUGUCAGCAGAGGAGAGGAAGAAGAAGAAGAAGGAGGUGGUGGAGGUGGUGGAGGUGAGGAAGGCGGGGUACGUCACAGAGACCACGAGUGAGAGCGAGGCAUGCGUGGUACGCAGCGAGGGUUGCAACUCCAACCCAGAGCAAUCGGACAGGCGGGUGAGGCACACGCUUUCGGUACAAGAAAGAGGAAGCUUCUGCGGCUGCCACGAACCCAGGUCGUCUCACUUGAGGAAACCACAUACAGCCUCUAUGUGCAGCAGCGUCAGCCCCUAUCAUGAGGUGAUGCGGAUGGAACGGCGUCUGCGCUCCUCGUCUGAGGGGGCGGGUGGGCCUCGUAUCCAAGGCAACCACAGGGAUGCCCCAGGCAUGGAGGGAUGUGGUUUGCUCAAACACAGAAACAACUCGUCCUCAUCAAAGCUGGGAAGUCUGGAUGUAUUAAACAACCUGGGCUCUUCAGAGCUGGAUGAAGAUGAUCUUAUGUUAGAUCUUGACCUCUCUGAUGAUCAGCGGCAUCGACACGGUAACUCUCACUGCACAACAUCUGUAUCUCCACACAGGGGUCUUUGUGGCAAGUUUGUGGGUGAAGCAUACAACAGGCCGGAGCCCAGCCGUCCGACCAGCCUGCUGCCUGCUGACUGGAGCUUGGGGCUGGGUUUGGGGAGGGAAGACGAGUCUUUGCCCCCAGGGCUGGAAGCGCUUCCACUGCGACUGAUGCAGCAGGACUGUACGGCUGUCAAAACCUUGCUUUUAAGACUGAGAAGGACACUGCAGGAGAGCGCAGAGACGAGUCCUGCCAGCAGCCUCCAGUCUCUACCCAUCAGCCCUUGCAGUGAAAAAUCCCUUCCAUUUAAGGAUCCUGGCAGAGAGGAGGCCUUGUUGCAACAACUGAGGGAGAAAGACGAGCUGAUUCUCCGACUCCAGAGUGAACUGGAGAAUGCCAAAGCUGCCCUGAAAAUGAAAGACCGCCAAAUGACUGACCGCGUAACACAGACCGAGCACAUGGGGCCAGAGACCAAUCAUCCAGGCCGGUGGUCAGGACUAGGCAGCAGCAGCAGUCUGGCCCCAAGGGACAGAAGGGUAGUGCGGGGUGUGGGGGCAGCACUCGCAGGGGACCUCUGUAACCAGCACGUCCUCCAUCACCAUCCACCUCAGCACGGCCACCCUCCUGCCUGUGAGCGACACACUGCCAGGGAAGAGCGCCACUGCCACGGGGCACUGGCACAGUCUUCAGCCCGUAACCCAGCAUCAAAUCUGGCUACAGGCUCCUCCAACCUGUCCCUUGUUGUCUCCACUGCGUCAGCCCCAGCCUCACCUUGUACUCCAGCUCAGCUUCAAGUGUCACACCCGGGGCCCAAUCCAAAUCAAUGCCCGGGCUCUGGUUCGGCGGCCGCUAAUCUCACCGUGAUUCCAUGUCUGUCCUCCAGGCAGCCAGAGGGGGUGUCCUCCUCUUCUGAGUCAUUAACUGUGGGAGGAGGAGGAGGAGGAGGAGGAGGUAGUUUGUCAGGUGGAGUGAGGAGAGCAGGAGGAGAGCACUACCCCCCCAGCCAUAUUCCCCGCGCGGUCGGGGCCAGUGCCUCCUCGAGCCUCCACAGCCCCGCAAGCAGGGGAAGCCCCUCUCCAAGCGUUUCAUCCUCUGACCAAGCCUCCCCUCCGCCCCCCACACCUUCCUCCGCCUCCUCUUCUUCCUCCUCAUCCACCAUAUUUACAGGUCGUUUAGGACAACCACCCCGAGGUCCUCUGUCCCUGCAUAGCUACAGUCGUAAAAAUGUCUUCCUCCAGCAUUCCCUGCAUACUGCCGAAUUGCAAGCUCUGACACAGCGAGACAGUUGAGAGCGCGCGAACAUCAACCCCCCCCCCACCCACCCACACACACACACACACAAUCAUAAGCCGCCAUAUUACUGACUCAAGUGACAAAAUAUGUGACUUUAUAAAAACACAGCUGCUGCUCCGAAACAAGUUUUCUGAAUUUCACUGUCUCUGUUUCUGCGACACAUGAACAGCACAUACUUAGAGUCCCACUUGUUUCUCUUCACCGUGCUCACCAACCCUUCGCUGACAUUUCGUUCGUAGGUUUGCUCGCUUAAACACACGAUCAUUCACAGGUGCACACAGGCUGCAAGUAUGAAAAAGGCACUCACCCGUCUAUCAGAACUCCCACGUUGUGUCAUGCUGACAAUUUAGAUGUGCUUACGCCCACAGACACACAAAGUGCAGCACAGAGACUCACAAACCUUCCACAGAGACACACACUUACAUUCUCAGGCAGAGACAUCAUCCACUGAUGUCUCUGCUUCACAAUCUGUACAAAUAACAGGGUUUUCCACCAGGACAAAGACGUGAGGUUUCUAUUUGUUUGUGCUUUGUUGA